AUCUAUCACUGUCUCCGAGGGAGAUGUGCCCGGCGGAGCAGGGGCUACAACGAGAACUCGCACCACGGAGGAUGCUACAGCAGCAGCGAGGGCUUCUCAAGCCUCCAGGGACAUGGCUCCUUCUUCUGUGGUAGGGAAGGCUCAGUCACCUGCAGCCGGGGAACAUCAUCCUGGCAGCCCAUGCCAACAUCAUCCACCUGCAGCAUUGCAGCAGGGUACAGCUGUGGUGGCGACGGAUCCGUUGUCAUAGCCAGUGAUGACAGUGGGGGAACAUCUGGCUGGGGCGUUGCAGAGGGGACAGUCCCAGUCUACAGCACGGGGCGGAGAAUAGGGUACAGCCGUGAGGACUCAGGCCGGAACAUCAUUGGCAGCUCAGGAGGUGGUGGAGGAUCCACUGGGAGAUUGGGCAUCACUGUGGGAGGAGGCUCUGGAUAUGGAUACGAUGCAUCACCAAGAGAAAGGGCCUUAACAACAGGUGGGGAUGGGGAUGGAUCAGGGUAUUAUAGUGGAGGAUCAGGCUAUGGCACUGGGGGAUACUCAGGCCCAGAGCUCAGCUCUGGAGGUGGUGGGUCCUCCCAGGCCACACAACAGAAAUGCCCCGUGGAUGUUCCCAAAAUCAAGACCCAGCAGAGCAAGCAGACCAGCCACUGGCCCCCCAGCCAGAAGAAAUGA
Molecule: messenger RNA, 672 nt
Organism: Tauraco erythrolophus (red-crested turaco)
Lineage: Eukaryota; Metazoa; Chordata; Aves; Musophagiformes; Musophagidae
Source: RefSeq, a predicted model, not a curated record